Molecule: messenger RNA, 732 nt
Organism: Mesorhabditis belari
Lineage: Eukaryota; Metazoa; Nematoda; Chromadorea; Rhabditida; Rhabditidae
Source: the annotation of a GenBank genome assembly
AUGGUUAAAUUGGGUGGAGAACGUAACUUUUGGGAUGAGAAAGCAGCCAAUCAAGUGCUCGAAAGAGUGAUUGAAACGAUGAGACAGCAAUUAGAAGAGAAAGAUCUGGAGAUUUCUCGGCUCAAUGAGGAGUUGAAGAAACACCAAAAGCCGGCUGGGAAAAUGGACGAGAAGGCGGUUGAGGGAUUGGUGGAGCUGUUGGAGCAAAAACUCUCCGGUCAACGCAAGGAAUGCCCAUCGUGUGAGCCCGACGGUCCGCCGCCACUUUUCAGUAAACUAUGGAUCUGCACAGAACAUUUUGAGGCAAAACACAAAAAAUCGAUUACCGAGGUGCCAUUAGAUGAGAUCGAGGAAAUUGUGAAUCAGGAAGUGAUUUGCGCUGAUUGCAUCCAACACUCGCACAGGAGAUGUCAAAAGGAUAUGACGAAUUUGCUGGAGUUGAAGAAACUCUACAUAUGUGAAAAGAUGCGUCAAUUCUUGGAAAUGAUCAAAUGGAAAGAGAGAAUCGGAGAAAGAGUGCCGAAAACGAGUGCAGAAUCGGCUGAAGAAAGAAUCCGGAAGAAAAUCGAUGAUUUGAUGCAAGGAACACUGAAAGCUACGGAUGUUGAUGUAAAAGUGGAACAUUUAGUGGAAUCGUUGAAGAGAUUCGCGCAAGCAACAGCUGAUAUGGAGACACAAAUGGAGGAAACGAUGAGAAAUAUGAUCAUGAUCGAGAAUAACGCUCAAACGGUU